UGGUCAGUGCCCGGUACGUUCCCCAUCCGCGCGUUGCUUAGCAGGCUACUGAAAAGCGUUCUUUAUUGUCUUUCAUCCGACCCCACCCCUUCUCAUAGCAUCCUAGCAAAUCCCCGGUGGUGACUGGAGAGUUAAACGCUGAAAACUCGUAGGGUAAGCAACUACACAUGUAUUUUGUUCGAAUUCAAUAGCUUUUUGUGCAGAGUUUUACCAGCCUAGGCCUACUCUCUUUCUACAUCAGUCUUGGGCUUUCGUAAUUCCUCUCAACUGAGAUUUCCUGGUUUACAUCGAGUUUCAGUAUUUUUUUUCUACUCAUCCCCCCCUCCCCCUCUAGCGUUGCCAAUGCAACACAGAUAGCAGCUGUCUCUGAACACUGUCGUUCUUGGAAAACCUGUGGCACUGAGUGUCUUUUUGGUCUCCGCUUUCUCACUCUGUCUAGAUAGUCUCCAUCCAAGACCACCAACAUGUUGGACCCAUCUUCCAGUGAGGAGGAAGCGGAUGAGAUGGUAGAAGAAGAACGCAAAGAGGUGUCGGCACCAAAUACCGGGGGCGCACGGGUGUCACCCAGCCGCACCACCGAGAGUUCUGGUGGGCUCCAGCCCUCGAGCCGGGGAAGCAGUGCUCGCCCAUCCAGCCCCAGCCCCUCGGUGGCCAGCGAUAAGGAGAAAGAUGAUCUGGAAAAGAUGCAGAGGGAGGAGGAAGAGCGAAAGAAGAGGCUCCAGCUCUAUGUCUUUGUAAUGCGCUGCAUUGCCUACCCUUUUAAUGCCAAGCAACCGACCGACAUGGCCAGACGACAGCAGAAGAUCAGUAAGCAGCAGCUACAGACAGUGAAGGAGCAUUUCCAGGCCUUCCUAAGUGGUGACACCCAGAUAGUGGCAGACGAGGCCUUUAUCAAUGCAGUCCAAAGCUACUAUGACAUAUUUUUGAAAAGUGACCGUGUGUGCCGGAUGGUCCAGAGCGGAGGCUGCUCGGCCAGUGACUCGCGGGAGGUCUUCAAGAAGCACAUUGAGAAGCGUGUCCGCAGCCUGCCCGAGAUCGACGGUCUGAGUAAAGAGACGGUGCUCAGCUCCUGGAUGGCCAAGUUUGACACCAUCUACCGUGGAGAGGAGGACCCCAGGAAGCACCAGCAACGGAUGACUGCCAGCGCAGCCUCAGAGCUCAUCCUCAGUAAGGACCAGCUCUAUGAGAUGUUCCAGUCCAUCCUGGGCAUCAAGAAGUUUGAGCACCAGCUCCUCUACAACGCCUGCCAGCUUGAUAACCCAGAUGAGCAGGCUGCUCAGAUCAGGAGAGAGCUGGACGGACGACUGCAGAUGGCUGAUCAGAUCGCCAGGGGCGGCAGGUUUCCCAAGUUUGUUUCCAAAGAGAUGGAGGCCAUGUUCAUAGAGGAGCUGAGAUCCUCAGUGAACCUGCUUAUGGCUAACCUGGAGAGCAUGCCGGUGUCCAAGGGAGGAGAGUUCAAACUGCAGAAGCUCAAACGAGGACACAACAGCUCCAUCAUAGACAUGGGCCAGGAGGACGAGAACACACUGUCCAAGUCUGAUGUGGUGCUUUCCUUCACUCUGGAGGUGGUGAUUGUGGAGGUUCAGGGGUUAAAGUCUCUGGCGCCCAAUCGAGUCGUCUACUGCACCAUGGAGGUGGAGGGGGGGCAUAAGCUCCAGACUGACCAGGCCGAGGCCUCCAAACCAACCUGGGGGACCCAGGGGGACUUCACCACCACACACCCCCUGCCAGCCGUAAAGGUGAAGCUGUUUACUGAGAGCACAGGAGUACUGGCCCUGGAGGACAAAGAGCUGGGCAGGGUUGUGCUCCAUCCGACCCCCAACAGUCCCAAACAGUCAGAACUACACAAGAUGUCCGUGUCCAAAGGCUGCCCUGACAGUGACCUGAAGAUCAAACUGGCCAUCCGCAUGGACAAACCACAAAACAUGAAGCACUGUGGGUACCUAUGGGCUAUUGGUAAAAAUGUGUGGAAGAGAUGGAAGAAGAGAUUCUAUGUCUUGGUGCAGGUGAGCCAGUAUACCUUUGCCAUGUGCAGCUACAGAGAGAAGAAGGCAGAGCCUGUGGAGCUGCUCACACUGGACGGCUACACUGUAGACUACACCGACCCUCAGCCAGGUUUGGAAGGUGGGAGGACCUUCUUCAACGCAGUGAAGGAGGGCGACACUGUGAUCUUUGCCAGUGAUGACGAGCAGGACCGUAUCCUGUGGGUCCAGGCCAUGUACCGGGCCACGGGCCAGUCCCACAAGCCCAUCCCCCCCACCCAGGUCCAGAAACUCAACAACAGAGCCGGGUCUGCACCCCAGCUAGAUGCACCCAUCUCCCAGUUCUACGCGGACCGGGCACAGAAACAUGGCAUGGAUGAGUUCAUCUCAGCCAACCCCUGUAGUUUCGACCACUCUUCCCUAUUUGAGAUGGUGCAGCGCCUCACCUUGGACCACAGGCUCAAUGACUCCUAUUCCUGUUUGGGCUGGCUCAGUCCAGGCCAGGUGUUUGUCAUGGAUGAGUACUGUGCUCGUAAUGGUGUGCGGGGGUGUCACAGACACCUGUGUUACCUGGGCGACCUGCUGGAGCGGGCGGAGAACGGGGCUAUGAUUGACCCCACCCUGCUACACUACAGCUUUGCUUUCUGUGCCUCACACGUCCACGGCAACAGGCCUGACGGGAUAGGGACGGUGACUGUGGAGGAGAAGGAGCGCUUUGAGGAUAUCAAGGAGAGGCUGCGUGUUCUGCUGGAGAACCAGAUCACACACUUCAGGUACUGUUUUCCAUUUGGUCGACCGGAGGGGGCCCUGAAAGCCACUUUGUCCCUGCUUGAGAGGGUGCUGAUGAAGGAUAUCGUCACCCCUGUGCCCCAGGAGGAGGUGAAGACAGUCAUCCGUAAAUGUCUGGAGCAGGCAGCCUUGAUUAACUACCAGCGCCUCUCAGAAUAUGCCAAAGUAGAAGGGAAAAAGAGAGAAAUGUAUGAGCAUCCUGUCUUCUGCUUGGCGUCUCAAGUGAUGGAUUUAACCAUUCAGAAUGUAGGGCGCUUAGUCACCCCUGCCAAAAAGCUGGAGGACACCAUACGUCUGGCCGAGCUGGUCAUCGAGGUCCUCCAACAGAACGAGGAGCAUCACGCAGAGGCAUUUGCGUGGUGGUCAGACCUGAUGGUGGAACAUGCAGAGACCUUCUUGUCUCUGUAUGCAGUGGACAUGGAUGCUGCACUGGAGGUUCAGCCCCCUGACAGCUGGGACAGCUUCCCUCUCUUCCAGUUGCUUAAUGACUUCCUGAGGACCGACUAUAACCUGUGCAAUGGGCAGUUCCACAAACACCUGCAGGACCUAUAUGCCCCACUGGUGGUGCGAUAUGUGGACCUCAUGGAGUCAUCCAUCGCCCAGUCCAUCCACAGGGGCUUCGAGAGAGAGUCCUGGGAGCCUGUCAAGAACCUAACAAGUAAUGUGCCUGAUUUGAAUCUACCAAAUGUCAACCUCCAAAUGCCCAAAGUAACAAAUCUACCGCCAGUUAGCUUCUCAACAAUGCCUAGCUUUUCUACACCCAACUGGAUUGCAACUACAUGUGACUCAGUUAAUGGCUCGGGAACGUCAGAGGACCUGUUCUGGAAGCUGGAUGCUCUACAGACCUUCAUCAGAGACCUGCACUGGCCUGAGGAGGAGUUUGGCAAACACCUGGAGAGCAGGCUGAAACUCAUGUCCAGCGACAUGAUCGAGUCCUGCAUCAAACGGACGCGGGUGGCCUUUGAAGCCAAGCUUCAGAAGAGCAGUCGGACCACAGACUUCCGCGUGCCUCAGUCCAUCUGCACCAUGUUCAACGUGAUGGUGGAUGCAAAGGCCCAGUCAGCCAAGCUGUGUGCCAUGGAGCUGGGACAGGAGAGACAGUACCAUUCCCAAAUUGACGCUCUCAUAGAGGAGACUGUGAAGGAGAUGAUCACCUUACUAGUAGCAAAGUUUGUGGUCAUUCUAGAUAGUGUCCUAGCCAAACUGUCCAGAUACGACGAGGGCACUCUCUUCUCCUCCUUCCUCUCUUUCACAGUGAAAGCUGCCUCAAAGUAUGUGGAUGUACCUAAGCCUGGGAUGGAUGUUGCUGACGGUUACGUGACCUUUGUGCGCCAUUCUCAGGACAUGCUGCGGGAUAAGGUCAAUGAGGAGGUUUACAUAGAAAGGUUAUUUGAUCAAUGGUACACCAGCACCAUGAACCUCCUAGGUACGUGGCUAACUGACCGGAUGGACCUGCAGCUCCAUGUCUACCAGCUCAAGAUCCUAAUCAGAGUAGCCAAGAAAACGUACCGUGACUUCCGGCUGCAGGGCGUCCUGGACUCCACGCUGAACAGUAACAUGUAUGACACGGUGAGGAACAGACUGACCCUGGAGGAGGCCACGGCGUCGGUGAGGGAAGGAGGGAUGGCGGGCAUAUCCAUGAAGGACAGUGAUGAAGACGAUGAUGAUGUCUAGAUCAACAUCACGGGAUGAAGGAGCCAUUCUAUCUCUGUCAGAUAGAAAUACCCACAAUGGAACAAAAAUACAAAUUAAUAACUGAAUACAGAAAUUAUAAUGAUAUUAGUCAUUAGAAUUUUGAAAUAUAUUUAAUUGUUUAACUAAAGUGUAGGUGUUUUAUGAAACAAGUUAGCAGAGAUUUCUGGCUCAUUCUCCUAAAUUCACUCCUGAAUGUUCCUAAGCAAUAUGGAGAACCAUGUGUAUGUGGUGUUGAGUACAAUGAUUAGGGGUAAUGCUUGGUGUGUCCAUGUUGAAUGCAAACCUGUUGAGGCGCUUUGUUAACGUACUGUGAAAACAGUAAUGGUACAUCAUUGUGAGGAGGAGAGUAGGACCUAUUGUUCUUAUUCCUCUCAGAGCGAAUGUCUACUGGCUAAAGGGAACCAAACCACAGUCAGACAGUCAACCUGUUUGUAUCUAGGUUACAAUACAUUAUAAAACGUAGCUAUCAGUCCUCUCUUAACAACAUCGAUGUAGAAUUGACUUUUGUCGACUGAAUUCAGUACUACUACAAAAAUGUUCCCUCACUGGUAAAACAUUUAGCCCCCUUUUUUAAACAAUGUCAUUUUUUUUGUUAAAUGCAAUAUUUUCAUUGUUUCAUUGUUAUAUCUUGUGGAUGUAUUUAUUGAUCAUUUUAUGUUUAAAAUUUAUUUAUUUUUUAAUAUAUAUAUUUUAGUAACAGUGAGCUCCAAAAGUAUUGGGACAGUGACAAAUGUUUUGUUGUUUUGGCUCUGUACUCCAGCACUUUGGAUUUUAAUGAUUCAAUGACAGUGAGGUUAAAGUGCAGACUGUUAGCUUUAAUUUGAGGCUAUUUUCCUCCAUAUCGUGUGAACAUUAAUGUAGAAGUGUUAAGAAACAUAUUAUACUCUUAUUUACAAGUCAUUGUAUUAUUUCAAAUCCAAAGUGCUGGAGUGCAGAGCCAAAACAACAACACAUUUGUCACAGUCCCGAUAUUUUUGAAGCUCACUGUGUAUAAUAGCACUCAGCACAAAAAUAUGAAAUCACAAAGGGAAAAGAGACUUUCUUCUGUGUCCCCUAUACUUCAGCCAUUCCAGGAGAUGUUUCCACACUUUUAUAUCUGGAUUGUGAGAGAUGAUGUAUGCCAGUCUUUUCUCUGCCGUUGAUGUUGUUUUCUAUAUACACACACUGUGCAUUGCCCCUUGUGCAGUUACUGUAUGUCCCAUGUAUCCUCACAAAAAGCGUUUUUGUUCUCUGUGUAAAGUUACUGCUGGAGUCAUUGUGCUUCUGCCUUACGGGAGGCUACAAAACUGGUAGCCUGGUCCCAGAUCUGUUUGUGCUUUUGCGUUCUCCAUUGUCAUUGUCAAACCAAUUUCCUAAGCAGUUGACAAGAGAGCAGAAACAGACUGGCACCCAGGCUACAGAACUGGGGCCAACAAAAUAAAAAUACAACUAUCUGUACAAACAUA
Messenger RNA from Salmo salar (Atlantic salmon), 5911 nucleotides. Lineage: Eukaryota; Metazoa; Chordata; Actinopteri; Salmoniformes; Salmonidae. The record is from RefSeq and is a predicted model, not a curated record.